AUGACCGCCUCCUCCUCCAUCCCCGUCCCCCCAAAAGGCGUCUGGGUCCCCUCCCCCACCUUCUUCACUACCUCCUCCCCCUCCCCCUUCUCCGCCACCAUCCCAGCCGUCGACUACGCCGCCCAAACAGCCCACACCCUCUUCCUCGCGCGCUCCGGCAUCACCGGCGUCGUCCUCCUGGGCAGCACAGGCGAAGCAAUGCACCUAUCUAGGUCUGAACGGUCUUCCCUGAUUCGCUCUGUUCGCCAAGGGCUCGACGAGGCCGGCUUUAAGCAGUUCCCCAUAAUGGCGGGUGUGCUAACGAAUGGAGGGGUGGAGGAGACGGUGCAGUGGUUGGAUGAUUUAAGCGAGGCCGGGGCGGAGUAUGGGUUGGUGCUGGUGCCGGGGUAUUUUGGGGCUGGUGGGACGGAUCAGGAGGGGGUGGUAAGGUGGUUUGGUGAGGUUUUGGAGGGGAUAAAAGGGAAGGAGGGGAAGGAGAUGGGGAUUGUGGUGUAUAAUUACCCCGGGGUUAGUAAUGGGGUGGUGUUGGAGCCGGAGGGGUAUAGGGAGUUGGCGAAGAAUCCUAGGGUGGUGGGGUGUAAGAUGUCCCACGGCAACAUCUCCCACCAUCUUCAAGUCUCUCUCGACCCCGAAAUCAACCACGAACGCUUCCGCGUCUUUUCCGGCUUUGGUCAACAACUCGGUCCCAUUGUCUUGUUCGGCGCAGCCGGUGUCAUUGAUGGCAUGUCUGCCUACUACCCGAAGACAGUUGUCAGACUAUUCGAGCUAGCGCAAAAGGACGAUCUUAGACCGUCAGAGAGGGCGGAGCUGAACAAGUUGCAAUACGUGGUUAGCAGGGCGGAGGAGUUUGUGGUCAAGUACGGCUUGAAGGGCAUCAAGGAGGCGACAUACAGGGUUGCAGGCUUUGGAAAUUUGGAGGCGGCGAGAGUGCCGGUUAUCGGGAGGAUGGAGGAGAAGGAGUGGGAGGAGGGGAGGGGGAGGUAUUUGACUGAGAUUGAGGAGAUUGAGAAGACGCUUUAG
This is a messenger RNA of Neurospora tetraspora, 1020 nucleotides long. RefSeq lists its product as uncharacterized. Gene Ontology annotation, molecular function: 4-hydroxy-tetrahydrodipicolinate synthase activity. The coding region runs from base 1 to 1020 and encodes 339 amino acids. NCBI's taxonomy places the organism in Eukaryota, Fungi, Ascomycota, Sordariomycetes, Sordariales, Sordariaceae. The record is from RefSeq and is a predicted model, not a curated record. The transcript is spliced from 2 exons.